Molecule: messenger RNA, 1845 nt
Organism: Adineta ricciae
Lineage: Eukaryota; Metazoa; Rotifera; Eurotatoria; Adinetida; Adinetidae
Source: the annotation of a GenBank genome assembly
AUGGAAUCCCCGUCAAUGUUAGCGCCGACGACAAGUGUCGUUAGUUCAUCGCCGUUUAUUCAUCGUCGGCAUAUUUUAUUAAAAGCACAUUAUUUUCUUUUCUUCUCAGCGUUUGGUGCUUUGUAUCCAGUCUUAAGCAUUACAUUACGUAGUCGUGGUUUAUCCAAUAUCGAAAUCUCAUAUAUUAAUUUAAUAAUUCCAUUCUUAGUCUUUUUUACCAAUCCACUAGUAGGCUUCAUUGCUGAUCAUUCUCGCCGUUAUUUAUUUACAUUCAAUAUCGUUCUUGGUAUAGUAAUUAUUUUAUAUGGAGCUAUGUUUCUCUUACCAGAGAUCAAGACAGAACAUAUCCAAGCUAACAUGACAUAUGAUCUGCCAUCAGGUCGUGUAUUAGAUUUUUGCGCCAGUCAAGAAGUGGCAACGAAAUGUUCCUCAAGAUCUGAAUGUGGGUGUUCAUACAAUGCGAAUUGCAACGCCGAUGCACAGUCGUUUGAGUUUAAUUUCAAAAUGAAUUCAACAGAUACCCGACAGAACUUCCCGGAAUCAAUUGGUACAAGUGAACCAGCAAGAUGCGGUAUUCAUUAUCGAGUGCCAAUUGAUGCAUAUUUAGACAAGUCCAAAUUGAAUCUCGCAACAGAUAGUGGAAGUACCUCUCCAAUAGCUACUUGUAAAAUAACUUGUUCCAUAGCACACUAUUGUCAUGGAAGUCGCUAUCCUCAACAAACACAUUAUCUUCUUCUAUAUUCUCUAUUAUUCAUCAUUGGAACGAAUCUACUUUCGAACUCGAUUACACUUGGAGCAUCGAUUGGUUUCGCUAGUAUACCUCGUGCUGAACUUUUCGGAAGUCAACGUGUUUUCGGCACAAUCGGUUUUGGAAUAUCAGCACUGACUGCGAGUAAACUUUAUAAAUACUUUGACACAAAUUUUGUCUACAUAAUUCUGUUCAUCGCGUAUGCAUUUUUAUGCAUAUUGAUCACAUGUUUUAUCCGUAUUCAAUCGCACAAACAAAAGCGAGCUUCAGCAGAUCAUGACGCAGGUGCUACAGAAGAAAUCGGACUUGACUCUUCUUUGAAAAAUGCGAAUCAAGACAUGAAAAGAAAGAAUUCAUCGCAAUCUGGUUUACCAGCGCUUAUACCAUUGCUGAAAAGAAUCGAUGUGAUCGUCUUUCUUUCGUUGACAUUCAUUUGGGGCAUGUCAUACGCAGGUCUUGAUCCCUACGUUUAUUUAUACAUCGAUGAAAUCGCACCAUGUCAAUCUCGUUCCAUUGUUGGUUACAUGUCAUUUAUAUCUGCAUCUUCAGAAAUCGUUGCUCUUUUCCUUGCCGGCAAAAUGCUCGAACUCUUGGGAGUCAAUAUUAAUUCCAUCAUCAUUUUAUUAGCUUUUGCAAUUCGAUUCGCUGGUUAUUAUUACAUUCGUCGACCAUAUUUUCUCUUAUUCAUGGAGACAAUGCACUAUUUUAAUUUCGGCAUUCUCUACAUACUCAUUGCUCAAAGAGCUGAUGCCAUUGCACCACCGGGACUUGCUGGUACACUUCAAGGUGUUGUCUACGGUCUUUCCUUUGGUUUAGGUCGUGGAGUUGGUUUAAUUGUUUCAUCAUAUAUUUAUACGCGUCUACAGUCAAGAACUUUGUUUCUAUUCUUUGCAUGUUUCAAUGCAACAGCUGCCAUCAUCUAUAGUCUCAUAUUCUUUGUACUGAAGAAACGUUCAGAAAAGAAUGUUCGAUCAAAUCAUAAUAUCAAUGUACCAAAGAUCGUUAUCGAUCCAGACACGAGCGUCCAUGAAGAUCCAUUAUUAGUUCCAGGAUCAUCUCCAACAGGAAAGACAGAUAAUAAAUUUGCCGAACAGUAG